AUGGAUUUCCUCAAGAAGAAGAUGAAGGAGUUGAUGGACGAUGAUGACAAGCCCAAGGAGAAGUCCUCUGACAAGCCCUCUGAAUCGCAUGGCGAUAGCACUGGACAUGAUACGCGGGCCGCCGACCCUCAUGCUGGUGGAUACCCGCCCCAGCAACACCAGCAAUAUCCCCAGCAAGGCUAUCCUCCUCAGCAGGGCGGCUACCCGCAACAGCACCCUCAACAGGGUGGUUAUCCUCCGCAACAGGGCGGUUAUCCUCAGCAAGGCUACCCGCAACAACAGCCCUAUGGCCAGCAAGGUUAUGGCUCCCCUGCACCCCAGGGCCCACCUGCUCCUUACGGCGCGCCUCCACCAAUGCCCCCGGGCUGGGUCGCUCAGUUCGACCAGAACAGCCAGAAAUGGUACUAUAUAGACCAAGCCACCGGUCGUAGCCAGUGGGAGCCUCCAGCACAUGCACCUCCAGCCCAAGGGCCAUACGCGCCACCUCCCAGCGGACCUCCAGGUGCGCCAUACGGCUCCGGAGCUCACGACGAGCGCGCUCUCUUCGGCGCCUCGCACGACCAAAGUCACGGAGGCUACCCGUCUGGCCAUGGCGACCCGUACGCCCCGGGCGGAGGCCAUGGCGAUCCUUAUGGCGAGAAGGGCAAGGAUAAGGACAAGAAGAAAGACAAGGGCCACUCGACCGCCAUGUUGGCAGCCGCUGGUGUCGGAGGUAUCGCAGCAGGCGCCUGGAUCGGCCACGAGCUCACCGAGAACUCCGACGACGAGACCAAAGUCGUACAAAAUAACUACUACGGCGCUGCCCCUGCCGCCGCAGCCGCACCCGUUGCCGCUGCGCCCGUUGCCGCACCCCCCGCCGAGCCGCCCGCAUUCCAGGAGCCCCCACCCGUCCCCACCCAUGAUGCGGACGGCGACUCCAUCUCCAGCAGCGACCGCGAGUCGCUCGAGGAGAAGCGCCAGGAGCUCAUCGAGGCGCAAGAGGAGUAUGCAGAGGAGCUCGAGGAGGCGUAUGACGACUGA
This is a messenger RNA of Paraphaeosphaeria sporulosa, 1020 nucleotides long. RefSeq lists its product as uncharacterized. The record is from RefSeq and is a predicted model, not a curated record. Gene Ontology annotation, molecular function: protein binding. Bases 1 to 1020 code for a protein of 339 amino acids. The transcript has 4 exons. NCBI's taxonomy places the organism in Eukaryota, Fungi, Ascomycota, Dothideomycetes, Pleosporales, Didymosphaeriaceae.